AUGGCGUCUCGGGUACCGCACUGGCGGGUUCUCGUCGCGUCGACACUUCUCGUGCUGCUCCUCUUCGCGCCGCCCGUUCCUGCGCGCGCCAUGGGCGGCGAAGAUCACGGCGGGGAUGAGGGCGGGGAUCACGACAUGCCGUCGCAAGGCAAAGUGACGUCGCGGGACGUGUCGAUUAGCAAGAAGCGCGUGUUGCGGAAGAAGCUUAGAAAAUUUGUGGAUCCGCUGCCCGUUCCACUGGUCGUCAAUGCGGACCGGCUUCCAAAAGACUUCAGCCGAGCCGCUGCUCUCACCAUCACUGCGUUUAGCGUGAAGCGGAAAUUCCACCGCGACCUGCCCCCAACCCGCGUGUACGCGUUCGGGCUCACGCGCAAGAGCGCCAGCGUGCCCGGGCCGACGAUCGUGGCGCACGUCGGAGCGCCGCUGCAUGUGACGUGGCAGAACAACAUCACAGAUCAGCAGCAUAUCAUGCCCGUCGAUUACACGCUCAUGGCUCCCAAGCUCAAGAAGGGGGGCGUUCCUAUCACUGUUCACUUGCACGGCGCACAGGUCUCCAGUUCCUACGACGGCCACCCUGAGGCCUGGUACACGCGUUGGGAAGAGAAAGGUCCCGAGUUCGAAUCCAACCAUUACCAUUAUCCCAACAUGCAGCCGCCCAGCACCCUUUGGUACCACGACCACACCCUGGGAAUGACGCGGCUCAACAUUAUUGCAGGACUUUUUGGCGCGUACAUUCUGUCCAAUCCGCAGACGGAGAGAAAGUUUAACCUGCCCGUGGGCAGGUUUGACGUGCCGCUGCUGAUCCAGGAUAGGUCGUUUCUGUGGAACGGGCACACGUUUAUGGAGGGGAAGGGCGUGACGAAAUCGCAUCCUGAAUGGGUACCUGAGUAUUUCGGAAAUUUCAUGACUGUAAAUGGAAAGGUGACCCCUUACAUGGCAGUGCAGCGUCGCAAGUACCGCUUCCGUCUCAUCAACGGCUGCAACGCUCGAUUCCUCGACCUCUCGCUCCGUGCCUCGCCCUCCGUUUCCAACAAUCCCAGCAGUACCGCCAACAGCACCAGCAGCGUCACCUUUCCCUUCCUCCAGAUCGCCUCAGAAGCGGGCUAUCUCAACCAUCCCGUGUUCCUCCGCAGAAUCACCCUCGCUCCGGGGGAACGCGCAGAGGUCAUUGUGGAUUUCAGCCAGCUUCCUGCAGGGGUGACAAUCCGCUUGAAAAACCGCGCUCCUGCACCGUAUCCUGGGGGUGAUUUACCCACGGGGGAUCUACAGUACGUCAUGCAGUUCAACGUGGAGGGUGACCCGGUUGCAGACCCCUCUACAGUGCCAGCAGCGCUUAACUCUAUCCCGCUUCUCAACCUCGGAAACAUCGCCGCGACAAGGGAAAUCACGCUUUCAGAAAUGGAAGACAGGGAGAGUGGAAACCCUUUGAUGGGGCUCAUCGAAAAGAAGCACUACCACGAGCGAGUCGACAUAAGACCGACAUAUGGCACCCGCGAACUCUGGUACCUCAUCAACCUCACAGAAGACUCACACCCCAUCCAUAUCCACUUCUCCCCCCACCGAAUCCUCUUCCGCCGCCCGUUCAACAAGGAACACUAUGAGGACAGGAAAUGCAGCAUUGCCGCAGGGACCUGUUACACUGGUCCGGCAGAUUCACCCAGGAAGAAUGAGAGGGGAUUGAAGGACACUACAAGGGCUCCCCCAGGGUAUGUGACUGCGCUGGUGGUGGAUUUUUCGCCGUGGAUGGGGAAGAAGCUGAGUUUCGAUCCCACCAAGGGUCCGGGGUACAUGAUUCAUUGUCACAUCCUGGACCACGAGGAUAAUGACAUGAUGCGUCCUUUCAAGAUCCUGCCUGCCAAGUAG
Messenger RNA from Closterium sp. Yama58-4, 1863 nucleotides. The record is from the annotation of a GenBank genome assembly. Lineage: Eukaryota; Viridiplantae; Streptophyta; Zygnematophyceae; Desmidiales; Closteriaceae.